Messenger RNA from Trifolium pratense (red clover), 1874 nucleotides. RefSeq names its product branched-chain amino acid aminotransferase 2, chloroplastic-like. The transcript is spliced from 9 exons. Gene Ontology annotation, biological process: branched-chain amino acid metabolic process. NCBI's taxonomy places the organism in Eukaryota, Viridiplantae, Streptophyta, Magnoliopsida, Fabales, Fabaceae. Gene Ontology annotation, cellular component: chloroplast. The record is from RefSeq and is a predicted model, not a curated record. Gene Ontology annotation, molecular function: branched-chain-amino-acid:2-oxoglutarate transaminase activity. Bases 82 to 1479 code for a protein of 465 amino acids.
AUUAAAAAACAAAAUACUAUAUGAUUUAGUUUCAAAAAUAAAUAUUAGAAAAACCUUUAAAAACCCAAUCGGGCCACCGGCAUGGUCGAGAUUCAGCAACCCUUGAUAGAUCUGACGGGUCAAAACGAGGAAGGUUACCCUAACUUUCCCGCAAUAAAGUUAGAGAAUCUCUUUCAUUUUCUUAGUUCGUACAAAGAAAAGAGAGAGAUUCAUAGAAUAGAAUAUCAUCGUGUCUGUCUGAGAAGGAAGAUUGAACGAAAAAUGGAAAGCAGCGCCGCACUUACGAGCAGCAUUCGACUAACUUCUUCGAUCUGCGUCUCUCGUCAUUCUUCCCCUUUUCUUUCUCCACCCAAACGUUCUCCCUCCUUUUCCCUCAAGCUCCAAAACCACUUUCCUUCCAAUUCCCAGAAUGUUCUCCAAGCUUCUUCUUCUUCCCUCAGACCUUCCGCUACUGUUUCCGCGAUUGAGUUGGCAGACAUAGAUUGGGACAACCUUGGAUUUGGUCUUCAACCUACUGAUUACAUGUAUUUCAUGAAAUGUGAUCAAGGUGGAACCUUUACUAAGGGUCAAUUAAAGCGUUUUGGGAAUAUUGAAUUGAAUCCUUCUGCUGGUGUUUUAAACUAUGGACAGGGAUUAUUUGAGGGUUUGAAAGCGUAUCGUAAAGAAGAUGGGAAUAUACUACUCUUUCGCCCGGAAGAAAAUGCUUUACGGAUGAAGAUGGGCGCCGAGCGGAUGUGCAUGCCAUCACCUAGUGUAGAACAGUUUGUGGAAGCUGUGAAAGAUACAGUUUUAGCAAACAAACGUUGGAUCCCCCCUCAGGGUAAAGGUUCCUUGUACAUUAGACCUUUGCUAAUGGGAAGUGGAGCUGUACUUGGGCUUGCACCUGCUCCAGAAUACACUUUUCUAAUAUAUGUUUCACCAGUUGGGAACUACUUCAAGGAAGGUUUGGCUCCAAUCAAUCUGAUUGUGGAGAGUGAACUACAUCGUGCAACUCCUGGUGGCACUGGAGGUGUGAAGACCAUUGGAAACUAUGCCGCUGUUCUUAAGGCACAGUCUGCAGCUAAAGCUAAAGGUUACUCUGAUGUUUUGUACCUUGACUGUGUGCAGAAAAGAUAUUUGGAGGAGGUUUCUUCCUGCAAUAUAUUUGUUGUUAAGGGUAACGUUAUUUCAACUCCAUCUAUCAAAGGAACUAUCCUGCCUGGCAUUACUCGAAAAAGUAUAAUUGAUGUUGCUCGAAGCCAAGGAUUCGAGGUUGAGGAGCGAUUAGUGUCGGUGGACGAAUUGGUAGAGGCCGACGAGGUCUUCUGCACAGGAACAGCUGUGGUUGUAUCACCUGUUGGCAGUGUUACUUAUCAUGGCAAGAAGGUAUCUUAUGGAGAUGGUAUCGGAGCGGUUUCACAGCAACUUUAUACCGUCCUUACUAGACUACAGAUGGGUCUUGCAGAGGAUAACAUGAAUUGGACUGUUGAGCUGAGAUAAGAACAUUGAGAAUAGCCUGCCUGCACUGCAUCUUUUUCUGAAAUCAUUUUCUUAAAUUUUGCUUUUAUAUUUGAUGAGGUUCUGUAGAUAUACUUUUGUGUGUAUUGCUAUUUAUUUAGUGAACUAUAGCAAGCAGCACGUAAAAAAAUAAUUCUGCAUGUUUAUUUUCUUGCCAGCUGGGGCAGUCAUUAUCGGCAGGUUAGUUAACCUAUUUUGCUUGAAAAUUAGACAUUCUAGAAGCUGUAAUUGUGUACCCUAGAUAUUAGUUGAUGUUUUUGUUGUUUUGACUAUUUUUUUAUGGGAAGUAGAGGGGUAAAAAAUGACCACACCAAAAGCUUGCUCUACUUACGUGCCUAAUGUUUGCGAAAUAAAAUCAGUUAGUCGAGUGGCUGCAA